Molecule: messenger RNA, 1987 nt
Organism: Anopheles stephensi (Asian malaria mosquito)
Lineage: Eukaryota; Metazoa; Arthropoda; Insecta; Diptera; Culicidae
Product: probable pyruvate dehydrogenase E1 component subunit alpha, mitochondrial
Exons: 3
Coding region: 421-1677 (418 amino acids)
Biological process (GO): pyruvate decarboxylation to acetyl-CoA
Cellular component (GO): intracellular membrane-bounded organelle
Molecular function (GO): pyruvate dehydrogenase (acetyl-transferring) activity
Source: RefSeq, a predicted model, not a curated record
CCCGUUGUGUAUUUUUUAUUGUUGCGAAAACACACAUAACAUUAUCACCGCCUAAAAUAUGCUCUCAAACGUAGCAAAAUCGAUUGGCCAGCGUAGUUUGUUUGGCAAAUUGGUGAGUAGUACCGGUGAAAACUAACGAGAAAUGCAGCGUGCCAAGGUUUUUCUAGCCGCGAUACGUUCGAUACACCUGCGCUAGAAGUGCUACAGCUGGCUCAAUAUCCGCUCGACAACUCCGUGAAAUCAUGCCCCUCCACCACCUUCACUUCGUGUCUUGAGCUGUGAGUGAUUGCAUAAUGGACCUUCGAAAGGACAUGCAAAAGUGCACAAGAUAAGAAUUAAUAUCCAGGGUUCUGCAGUGUUUAUGGUGCUUUGAACAACGAACUAAAUAAUAUCCGAUCGAUUAGCGUUCCCAGCGUCAGUAUGGGGAUUUCCAAAUGGGUAAACACAAUCUUCCGGUCAAGCAAAGCGGCUGCGGCUGCUUCCGAAGCGAUCAAACCGAGUAACCCGGCCCGUUCCAGCGGUGUUGAAACUGAAGUGAAACCGCUUUCAAGCCAGCAGCAGAAUGGAUUUGCUUCGGAGGCUACGUUUGAGACCCGGGCCUUCAAGCUGCACAACCUUGAAGAAGGUCCAUCGACUAAGGUGACUCUCACGAAGGAGGAUGCGCUAAAAUACUACGGCCAGAUGUACAUGAUAAGACGCAUGGAAACGGCCGCGGGAAAUCUGUACAAGGAGAAGGUUAUCAGAGGCUUCUGUCAUCUGUACUCCGGCCAAGAGGCAUGUGCCGUCGGAAUGCGUGCCGCCAUGCGUCCCGAGGAUUCUUGCAUCACCGCAUACCGUUGCCACGGAUGGACGUAUUUGAUGGGUGUCUCGCCACUGGCCGUGUUGGCGGAGCUGACGGGCCGAAGCAGUGGCUGUGCCCGUGGCAAGGGCGGCAGCAUGCACAUGUACGGUAAGAACUUCUACGGCGGUAAUGGCAUCGUAGGAGCUCAGGUUCCGCUUGGCGUCGGAAUUGGCUUCGCGGCUAAAUACAACGGAACCAAGGGAGCAUGCAUUGCGCUGUACGGUGACGGUGCUGCCAACCAGGGCCAACUGUUUGAGGUGUACAACAUGGCGAAGCUGUGGAACACGCCGUGCAUUUUCGUGUGCGAGAACAACGGCUACGGUAUGGGUACCAGCGUUGAGCGUGCCUCGGCUAACACUAACUACUACACGCGAGGAGACUUUGUGCCCGGCAUUUGGGUCGAUGGCAUGGACGUGCUGGCCGUCCGCGAAGCCACCCGCUUUGCACUAGAGCACACCUCGUCCGGCAAGGGACCGAUCCUGAUGGAAACGGCCACCUACCGUUACUCGGGCCAUUCAAUGUCCGAUCCGGGCACUAGCUACCGAUCGCGUGACGAAAUUGCCGAAGUAAGACAAACGCGGGAUCCGAUCACGUCGCUACGCGAAAAGAUUUUGACCACCGAGCUGGCCACGGUAGAAGAGCUGAAGGAGAUUGAGGGCAAGAUCCGGGGCGAGGUAGACACGGCAACCAAGCUGGCCAAGGCGGACAAAGAAAUCUCGGUCGAGGAGCUUACCACAGACAUUUACGCGAACCCACAAAACCUUGCGACUGUGCGCAACACGUUGCCUCACGCGGAACUUACGCACAAGCGACUGGGACAGGCGGUCAACAUGUAAAGAUUUGCUCGAAAAUGGAUCAGAUGUCUUAUCCAACGAUAACCUCAAUAGUUAAAAUCUCACAAAGCACCACGAUCCGGUUAACAACUGGUGCCCGGUUUUGCAUUAUGCUUUGUACCAGUGACGUCUGCACACGUAUGUUCUCCAUCCAAAAGGUGCGUAUUCAUGCUGCUGUAUGACGUACAGUCAGGGCAAGCAUUUCAUGCAGCAACAAGACAUGUAAUUCCUUCUUUUAUUGUAAACGGGUUGCAAAGCAUUUAAGACGAACCACAAAAUACAUUUGACACUCAUGGAGUAAACGGGAGUACAA